Molecule: messenger RNA, 2136 nt
Organism: Fusarium venenatum
Lineage: Eukaryota; Fungi; Ascomycota; Sordariomycetes; Hypocreales; Nectriaceae
Product: heterokaryon incompatibility protein-domain-containing protein
Source: RefSeq, a predicted model, not a curated record
AUGGACAAUCACGAGAAUCAUACUAGCAGGCUUGGCAAGGGCAAGGAUACGGAACAUUCAUCAGUUGUUUGCUCAUGCUGUUUCAGCCUCAACGCUGCUCUCAUAGAUCCAGCCAGUGAUGACGUCAAGCUUGAUCAGAAUGAAUUCGUAUUGUCAAUACGUCGCAAUGAUGCACAACUCAGGCGAGCAGCGGCUAGAGGUUGUGAAAGUUGUGUUGUCAUGAUUAAAGCUCUUGAAUACUACAGCCUGAUACCCUCAGAGCCAUCCCCUGUUGCUCUCAACGCAACUGAAAACUCCAACCUUCUAGGUCAAAGUAACAAUGCGAGUGUCCGACUGAAACUACGACUUCCAAUAAGUCAGGGAAACCCAGAAAUAUCGCUUAGCAGUCCUGAUCUACCACGAAGUUUUCUUCAGUUCUACACCGACGAGGCUCAAGGACGAUCAUGGAAGACAAUCAUGCCUAUGCCGGAUAUUUGCAAUGAUCACCUAUCUAGACAAGGACUUGUUUUCAUUAACGCUUGUUUGCGGCUGUGCCAAGAGCAUCAUAUGCACUGUAAACAAGAAGACCACAGUAUGCCAACGCGUGUUUUGGAUAUCGGAACUAGUGACGAUACUCACAUGCGCUUGGUCGAGACACAAUACAUCAAAACCGCAAAGUACACAGCAUUAAGUUAUUGUUGGGGGAACGAUCCUUCCAUCAAGACCCUAACUGAGAACCUGGAGGAUGUAAAGUCCGGUAUUGCGCUUGAGAAGCUACCUGCAGCAUAUGUGGACGCAAUAGCACUGACCAGACAGCUUGAUGUGAGGUACAUCUGGAUAGACGCGUUGUGCAUAAUCCAGGACUCAAAGAGAGACUGGGAGAUAGAAUGCUCCAGAAUGGCUGACACCUACACAAACGCCUAUGUCACCAUUGGCGCUGCAUCUUCGUCAUCUGUGACGAACCAUUUCCUAAAACCUCAGCUCCGUCCGCCACCACAGAUGUCACACAGAAAACGGGAAAUCUUCAAAGUGGUUUUGUCAAGCAGCCGUGGCAAGGAGCAGGUCUCAGUUAAGGCGAGGCUUAUGCAGGCGACCGGUGCCCACUGGCUGUGGCAAGACACCGGCAACGAUGAGCAGCCCUUGAUAGAACCUCUCACUCAACGAGGCUGGACUUUGCAGGAGAAAGUCCUUUCAACACGGUUUCUUUCACUCUCUUCUAUGGAAAUGGUCUGGACCUGUAAAGAACAGAUAUUCUGCGAGUGCGGGUCAAGAUUGAAUCAUCAACGCGAGUUCGGUCGUACCCCGCUGAGUCAGAUUUCUCAACGCGAUGAAGCCUUCAACUUUUGGCAUAAGAUUGUCGAAAACUACUCCAAGAGGAAGCUUACGAAAUCUGAUGAUAGACUCCCCGCAAUAUCUGCUAUAGCGGCCAUAGUGCAGAAGAGGAUAGGUUCAAAGUAUAUCGCCGGACUAUGGGCCGAUAAUAUUGAGCUUGAUCUUUUGUGGCGUCGAGCAGAACCAACACGGGCGUGUGCAGCCAGCUCAUGUUACAUUGCGCCAAGCUUCAGCUGGGCUUCAAUUACGGGUGAAAUUGACUACAUGUGUUUUAGGAAUGGAAAAUGGCCUUACGAGAAAGCCACAAUGGUUAUUGAGGUCACUUCAGAAACCGGACCUGAUGCGCCGCUUGGGAGAGUCACAAAAAGCAAGCUUGUCAUGCAUGGUCCAAUAGGGAUGGGAUAUGUCGAGCGACAAGAUUCACAUGGUUGGUUGAUCGUACGUAUUGGAACUGCGCGUAUGUCUUUUCGCCCAGACACUACACUUUCAACAAUGAUGGCGGAGGGUAGAUCGGAAAUGUCAGUAUGCAGAAGGACCCGUGAGCACCAUAGGGAAGAUCUUGGACGUGCACUGAGGAAACUAGACCAGAAGCGGGAAUAUGAAUAUGAAUCUGAGUCUAAAGAGAUCAAGAUUCAUUGCUGGAUGCUGAGACUUGGUUCAUAUUCUAUCGGAAGACGUGGAGAAAAAGAGCAUGAGUGGUUGGUGCUGGGUAGGUCAGGAAUUGAAACAGGAUGCUUUGAGAGGGUUGGAUGGGGUAUGGUAAAAAACCGUGACGAAAAGCAGGUGUUUGCACAAGAGAGAAUGGAAACUAUAACAUUGGUAUGA